This is a messenger RNA of Cephus cinctus (wheat stem sawfly), 1825 nucleotides long. RefSeq lists its product as uncharacterized. NCBI's taxonomy places the organism in Eukaryota, Metazoa, Arthropoda, Insecta, Hymenoptera, Cephidae. The coding region runs from base 200 to 1630 and encodes 476 amino acids. The record is from RefSeq and is a predicted model, not a curated record. The transcript has 8 exons.
UCAUGUGCGGUUGCGCGCCAUCAUCGAUGAGCCUCCGUGAAAAUUCGUAGAGCGACGACGCCGACACGUCUCUGACGUCCUUAGUCGUCCACCACAUUUUUCGUAGCGUCUGGAGGCGCAGGUCAGCGCGGACCUCUGAAAAAAUAAAGCUUGCGAGCGUGCCCUUUGCGUGAAUCACUUUAGCGAGGAAUAUUAGGCUAUGAAUGAAGACCCAACCCCUUUACUUCGAGUUUCAUUAUCUGGAGUGCAGAUCUUGGCCGUGCUGCUAUUGUCCGUGAUACCCUGGCCAGGACCAAGCGUCUUCAAGAUAUCAUGCCAUCGGGAUCGGGCCUCGGUCGUGAGGAGGAUAGUCCAAAAGAAGUGGAUACCAAUCCUGAGAAAGUAUCAGGUGGAACUGCCUUUGGAAUGUCCUUUUCACAAGAGCCGCGACGUCUUUUAUCCCCAGCAGGCUGCAAAGCAUCAACACAGGCCGUCUCAAUGGACCUGUGGCCUGUGCGGCAAGUCCUUCUACGCGGAGAAGCACCUGGACGCUCACUUCGAUAACAGACACAAAAGUAAUGUCAAUACGGCCGAGGACGCCGUGUGCCUUGCUGAUUACUGCGACAUCAUGAGGUGCGACGUGUUUGGCACGCGGGACUUUGAGAGCUCCCUUGCCGAGGACUCCGGCCCUCUCAACACGGACAUUCAAGUGUGGAAGGAGAGCUCGAGCCAGCGCACCUCCGUCGCAGCGCCCAUCGAGUCGCGCGACCUGGCCAAAACCUAUCGCGACAGUCUCUAUAUAUCAGGGGACGACGGCUCGGCUCACGAGAGCUUUCAGCAGUACUGCCAGGGCGGCUCCUCGCUCGACGGCGGAUAUCGCCGAGGGAUCACCGGUUCGGACAACAAGAGCAGCGACGCCUGCGACAAUGACGAUGGCGAUGGUAACGGCGAAGAUGGUGACGCGGACGCAAGUUACAAGGACCAGGACCAGGACGAGGACGAGGACGAGGACGAUGGUGAUCUCUAUGCCGAAGACGAUGACAGCCUGGUGGAGGCGGCGCUGCCCCCUGGUUCUGAUCGUAAAAUGCGUGACAAGGCCUUCGAGUUGCGAAAGCUCAAGUCAAACUGCAAGCAGGAGGAUUUACAGAAACUGAAAGUCCAGUGCGAAGUCCUAGUUCGUGACUGCAUCGCGGGCUUACUCACCAAUCUGUCCUUGCGAGAUUUUCAAGAUAUCGAAGCCGAAAUGAACAGAGCCAUCUGUUGGUACUUGAGUUGCGACCGAUAUUGGGAAGACACCAAAAGACAGCGUCACACUCCUUGGUACCUGUUGAUAACGUUCCUCCUGAUUCUCCUAUUCGGGAUGUUCGUCUGCUAUUACGUCAUCUGGGUUUUAUUCAAUUCCGCGGAGGAAAGUAGAGGCAAUGGCGCUUCAAGAGAGUCCCAUUAUAAUGUCCGUAAUGAUCACGCAGGCUCAUCCUCCCGCGAUUCCAAUUGCUAUGGCGACGGAAAGGAUGACAUAAGAGGAAAAUCGGAGAUCGAUGUGUCUCCGGCGAGCGCCGAUGCACCGGACGGUUACAUAUACGUCGCUUAUCCUCCCGAACUUAAGCGGCGACUAUUGGAAAGCUGCUACAACAGGACCACGCGUCUGUGACGAGAUAAUAUCCGCCAUAAUUCGUCGAGAUACGGCGGGGAGGGGAACGGAUGGGGCAAGAUAGCUUAUCUCAAACCUUAACUGUAUUGUUACCAGCGCACUUCCCCGUAUGAUUAUGAUUAUCCGUUAUUUUGUAUACCGGUGAGACGAACAAUAAAACUGAGGGUACCCGAGCGCAAUAUACCUAUAAAAUUA